Gongylonema pulchrum is the source of this 461-nucleotide messenger RNA. The record is from the annotation of a GenBank genome assembly. Lineage: Eukaryota; Metazoa; Nematoda; Chromadorea; Rhabditida; Gongylonematidae.
AUGUAUGAUUGUACUGUAACCACAGGCAGCUCUAAAGAACUGAGGCAGUUUUUGCGCUCGACCGCUCCGAAAGAUUCUCUGGAACCGGCGAGUGGCAUUUUUAUGGAUUCGAAAGUUAUAAAAGAAGUGGAGAGGCGAAUAUCUGCUUGCCGCAGCGGAAGCGAACUCAGAAGUGGCAAAAAAAUGCUUGCGGCAGAACUGUGUAGAGGAGCUGUUGCGCCGGAUCUCAGUGCUCAAUUCCGACUAUUGGAUCGUGUCGUCUGUGUGAAAAGAACCUGUGCGGCACCGUUCGGCGAGUUUGGUACUGUCAUUGGCCUGUUAUGCGGAGGUACGGAGGAAAAAGUGGACGUACUUUUUGACAAGCCAUAUUUUGGUGGUAAAAGCGUGAGGUUCGUUCGUUUCGCCUCAUUGCUUUCAGUUCGCAUCGCUCCCAGCAAGCUUGAUUAUAGAAUCAUCUGAGA